UGUAUGUGUGUGUGAUAGUUUUCUUUCCUGUCCUGAUGAUUCCUGUCUGUGUUUGAAAAGUAUGCCGGGACAAAUCUAGCAAAAAAAAAGACAAAACAGAGAUGUCAUCAUUGAAUGUUGACAGCAGCCUUCUACCAGAAGAGCAGUUCCUGUGCUCUAUCUGCCUGAAUGUGUUCACUGAUCCAGUUACCACUCCUUGUGGCCACACCUUCUGCAAAGCCUGUAUUAGUGGACACUGGGAUAACAGUGAGAUAUUAUGCCACUGUCCAAAAUGUCAGAAACGAUUCUAUGUGAGACCAGAGGUCUCCACCAACUCUGUGAUAGAAGAGAUCUCUGUGCAUAUCAAGAGAAGAAGACUUAAUGUACCAGAAUACUUAGCUGCUCCUGGGGAAGUUGCUUGUGAUGUUUGUUCUACAAGAAAGCUCAAGGCCCUGAAGUCCUGCCUGGUGUGUCUCACCUCUUACUGUGAGACUCACCUGGAGCAUCAUCAGAGAGUGUUGAAUCUGAAGAGACACAAGCUGAUCGACCCAGCGGAGAACCUGGAGGACAGGAUGUGCAAGAAGCAUGAUAGGCUGCUGGAGCUGUUCUGCAGGAGCGACCAGACAUGUGUGUGUCAGUUUUGUACUGAGACAGACCACAAGUCUCACGAUACUGUGCCCAUUGAAGACAUGGGAGCACACCAGAAGGGUGAGCUUGCAGCCGCUAAAGCAGAGGUUGAAAAGAUGGUCCAGGUCAGACAGAAAAAGGUGGAUGAAAUCAAACACUCCGUGGAGCUCAGUAGGAAAAGUACAAACAAAGAUAUUGAGGACAGUGAGAAUCUCUUCACCAAUCUGUCGCGUUCGGUUGAAGAAAGACAAACCAAUCUAAAGCAGGUGAUGGAGGUGAUGCAAACAGCAGCAGAGAAAAGGGCUGAAGGGCUCAUCAAUGACCUGGAGCAGGAAAUCACUGAGUUACAGAGGAGAAGCACUGAGCUGGAGCAGCUCUCACACACUGAGGACCACCUCCACUUCCUACAGGCCAGUAUCACUAGUCAGUGGUUGAUGUCAAUGUGUCAGAAGAUUACUAUACUGUAUAUAACUUAGUGUUGUUGGCUUUCUGAUCUCCUUCACUGCAGACUUACCUGACCCUAUGUGCCCCUCCAUCCACCAAGGACAUUUCUGGGAUCAGUGUGUACUCAGAUCUGUGUGUUGGGACAGUGAGGAGAGCCGUGUCCAAUCUGGUGGAGAUAUUCAAGAGAGAAUUGAAAACACUAACAGACAUGGAACUGAAGAGAAUGAGGGGGUUUAAAGAGGACGUCACCCUGGACUCGAACACAGCAAGUCGUUGGAUAUGCCUGUUUGAUGGUGGCAAACGCAUCAAAUGCUCUAAAACACCCCAGCUCAAAUCUGACAACCCAGAGAGGUUCAACAUCUACCCCAUGGUUUUAGGAGAGAAAGGCUUCAACUCUGAACGCCAUUACUGGGAGGUUCAGGUGGGCCUAAGAAAUGACUGGGAUGUAGGCGUUGCCAAGGAAACAGUAAACAGGAAGGAAGAGGUCCAAAUUAACUCAGCGCAUGGGUUCUUUGCACUGAGAAAAGAUGGAUUUGAUUAUAAGGUUCAUUCCUCCCCCCUUAAGAAUCUUUAUCUGAACCCCAGGCCUAGAAAUAUUGGAAUCUAUGUGGACUAUGAGAGGGGUCAGGUCUCCUUCUAUGACGUGGAUGAAAAAUCUCACAUCUACUCUUUCACAAACCAGUCUUUCACAGAGAAACUCUACCCUUACUUUUACGUGUAUAGCAAGGCCAAAAAGUCAGAGGCAUUGGUAAUUUCCUGCAUGGAGGACCCAAGAGCACGCUACCUAUCACUCCUGCAAGCCGUCUCUAAAGCUAAAGAGUAACCAUAUUAAUUGUAUGGCUCUAGCACUCUAGAAAUCAGGUUUUAUAGUUUCCCUUCCAGUCAUUCUAAUGCAUCAUAAUGUGGUUCACUUUCUAUAAAUUCCAUAAAUAUUUAUUUCUUAUGUUUCUUUAUUGACAGUGUCAAAACACAUUUUAUAGACAUUUUACAUAUCGUUGAACACUAAUUCAAUAUUGUUGACACUGUUGGCUUUCUGAAUCAAUGGCUGUUUAGUUUGUAUGUACGCUAUGAGUGUAUAAUGUUAUAAAUCAAAAUAAAAGGGCGUGAGUUGGGGUGGG
This is a messenger RNA of Oncorhynchus kisutch (coho salmon), 2168 nucleotides long. RefSeq names its product E3 ubiquitin/ISG15 ligase TRIM25-like. Gene Ontology annotation, molecular function: zinc ion binding. The transcript is spliced from 6 exons. The record is from RefSeq and is a predicted model, not a curated record. Bases 102 to 1082 code for a protein of 326 amino acids. NCBI's taxonomy places the organism in Eukaryota, Metazoa, Chordata, Actinopteri, Salmoniformes, Salmonidae.